UUUUUUUUUUCCUCUUCUUCAGGUAGUUGAGGAAGUAGAAGAAUUAAUAAAGGCAGCAGUUGGUGACAUGAGUGUUCAAGAUGUCUGUUACUCUCCUGACACAAAGAAACUUUUGGUCCGUCUCAGUGAUACUUAUGAAAGGUCUGUGUUGGAAGAACUGCAAGUGAGUACACAACGCUUUUUGUCAGUUGAAAAGACGGGAAAAGUGAAAGGGCUCAUCCUCACUCUUAAGGGAAAUUCCAGUGGGAAAGGCUAUGAUUUUUACUCCAGAUAUUUUGCACCUUGGAAUGGAAUUCCAGAGGACCCUGUUACAGGAUCUGCUCAUGCUGUUUUGAGCAGCUACUGGUCAGAAAAACUGGGGAAGAAAGAAAUGCUUGUUCCCAGGGUGGGAAGGUAGUGGGAUGGGAGCAGAGUGCCGCCUGCCCACCUGCUGCCACCUGUUUAGCUUUUGCAGUUCCUAUAAAGCCUCAUCUUGUCCAUACAACACAGUCAUUGCUGGCCAGCAGGAGCCAAAGGAGAGAUCUCUAUUAGGAACUUACACCUUCAGAUGGCAACCAUUCACGGUUUCAGAGCACUCUCCUAAACUGAAUCAGAACUUCCCUCAUUUGUCAUAGUCUCUUGGAAGCCUGGUUGGAUUAAAUGGAUCACUUUCUUCAGUAAC
This is a messenger RNA of Empidonax traillii (willow flycatcher), 661 nucleotides long. Its product is annotated as phenazine biosynthesis-like domain-containing protein. Gene Ontology annotation, molecular function: isomerase activity. Bases 68 to 397 code for a protein of 109 amino acids. Gene Ontology annotation, biological process: biosynthetic process. Gene Ontology annotation, cellular component: cytoplasm. The record is from RefSeq and is a predicted model, not a curated record. The transcript has 5 exons. Lineage: Eukaryota; Metazoa; Chordata; Aves; Passeriformes; Tyrannidae.